AUGCAGCGCAAGCCAGUCUUCACGGCCAUGGCCGUCUUUCUGUCGGCCGUCCAGGGCCUCAACAUUCUCAUCACGAACGACGAUGGCUUCGGCUCGGCCAACAUCCGGGCCAUGUACAAGGCCGUCAAGGACCUAGGCCACGACGCCUACAUUGUGGCCUCCAGCAGCGACAUGUCCGGUCAGGGCGGCCGCUCCGCCUACACGACCGAGGCCAAUCUCACGGCCGACUCAGAGUGGGGGAUCGUCAAGGCCGGCGCGCCAUCGAUCGGCCAGGACCCCAAAGACAGUCACAUCUGGUACUACAAUGGCACGCCGGCAGCACAGGUGUUCGUGGCGCUGGACCACGUGCUGCCGCUCUUUGGCAGCUUCAGCAAGCCGGACCUGGUGCUGGCGGGGCCCAACGUGGGCCUCAACCUGGGCCCGUUCCUGUACACGCUCUCGGGCACGAUGGGGGCGACCUAUGCGGCCGUGGAUCGUGGCAUUCCGGCUAUCUCCUUCUCGGCUGCCUACAGCCGGCAGACGCCCUACUACUGGACCAACACGUCGACCCUGGCCGGGCUGCAGGACCCUGCUACGAUUGCCGGCCGGCUGGCUGCCGCCCUGGCACAGGCCUUUAUCGACAAGGCGGCUGGGGGGCGCAUCCUGCCGGUGGGCUACGGCAUCAACGUGAAUCUGCCGUACAUCACCAGCUUCAGCAACGACUCGUGCGUGAACCCGCCGUUUGUCCUGACACGCAUGUCGGGCGGCGCCGACGUCGACAAGGCCGUGUACAACGCCACGACAGGCCUGUUUCACUACGGCGACCUGGACGAGGCUGGCUCGGGCGUCAAUGCCUGCAUCAACGGCGACUGCAGCCUGCCGGGCGAGACAGACGUUGUCAGCGGCCAUGGGGCGUGCCAGGCGUCAGUCAGCGUCUUCACCGUCGACUACGACGCACCAUACACUGCCAGCAGAAGCAAUGCGACGAUCGGCAAUCCGUAUGCGCUGGUGCCUGGCAUAGUGCAGCUGCAGAACGCCAGCAGGCUGGUCGGCGGCCUGGGUGCCAAUGCUACUGUCCGGGGUGUCAGCGGAAGCCCGAGCACGACUGUCGGGAGCUCGCCCAGGGCGUCGACGUCGGCCGUGAUCAGCUCGGCCUCGGACAUUCGGCUGUCGGUGGCCAUGCUGCUGGGCUUCUUGGUAGCAGCACUGAUGCACAUGACGUCAAAGAUGGCCGAGGCCCAGGGCAGCCAAUCAGACAAUUCCAGCCCCGCUUUAGCCAACUGUACGGAUAAGCAACAAAAGGGAACGAGUAUCCCCAUCGCUGCGGAUGCCGGCUGGAGCCCGUCCCGGCCCCAUCCUGUUUCUGUUUCCUUCCACGGUGCGUACUCUCGCGUACCCGGAGCGCGUGUUGCCAGCGCAGUGCAGACGACGGACGACGAAGAGGGACGAACGAACGGUGGCACGGCAAAGCGGCGAAGUGGCAGAUACGGCCCAGUCCAGAUUUGGUCUUGGAGCCCAGAUCGACUGUCGGUCGUUUGCGGACGGCCACCCGCGACGGCCAUGCUGCCCGACCCGAGCCUGACGGUGACGCUGCCGAGCUUACACGACGGCACGGUGCUGGACUGCCGCGUGUACCUGCCACCGGCGACGCUUUUGAAGGCUCAGACAGUCGAGACGACCAAGUCGGUCGAUGCGCGGUGGCGGGGCCACGCGGCCGUGGUAGCGCAUCCGUACGCGCCGAUGGGUGGCAGCUACAACGACGGGAUCGUGCGCAUGGUGGCUGACACGCUGCUGCAGCGGCCAGCACAGCCGUUUGUGGUGGCGACGUUCAACUUCCGGGGCGCCGGCCGACGGCCGAGCGGCCACACGUCGUGGACGGCACGCGCAGAGACGGGCGACUACAUGACCGUCGCCGGGUUCCUGUACUACUUUGUGCACCAUCUGGACCCGUACGGCGACGGCGGGCUGUCCGGGGGAUCCACCCAUCGGCCCCCCGUCUUCCUCUUUGCCGGCUACUCGUACGGGGCCAUCGUGACCCGAUUGCUGCCACCCAUGGCUGACGUGCUCGCGCUGCUGGCUCGCCCCGAUAUUGACUCGCCGGCAGCCGAGGUCCGGCGACGGGCGGCACGCUGGGCCGCGAUGCAGAACGCCGACUUUGCUGAGCAUCGAUCAGCCUUGGUGGCCGCAGCCGAACGGGGCGCCGACAGCCCACAGAAGAAGCUGGUGCGGAGAGCCCGCCUCAGCAUGGGCAUCCGCGUCGGUGGCAGUGAAGACAAUAACAACAACAACAAUAACAGCAACAACAACAACAGCAGCAGCAGCAACAGUCCACGGCGCUGCAGCCAAGAGGUCGCCCGGACCGUCAACACGGCCCUGAUGGGAACCAGCAAGCUGCGGACACCAGCAGUUCCGGUGGCCAGAGGCAGUAACAGCAGCAGCAGACCGUCGGCCGAAGGGCCCGUCACAGCUGUGGCUGACAUCCGGGAAGAAGGCGACCGAGACGAAGACGACGAGAUCGACACGUCCAGACUGUCGGCAUUGCCAAACCUGCCGGUAUUUCGACCGUCAUAUCUGCUGGUAUCGUUUCCAGCUGGCCUGGUCACCAGUCUGGCCACGGUCUUCACCUUUCCGCCGUCCGAGGGCCCGACUUUGCCGCCGUCCGAGGCCAAGCUGGCUGACCACCCGACGCUGGCCGUCUAUGGCGACGCCGACCGGUUCGUCUCCAUGCGUCAUAUGCACCACUGGACUGCGCGCAUGACGACCGCGUCAACAACCACUGCCGGGAAGACACCCGGCUUUCGCGCGCUCGAGGUCGCCGCCGCCGGCCACUUCUGGUCCGAGGGCCGCUCGCUGUACGACUUGCGCGAUGCUGUGAGCCGAUUUGCCGACGAGCUGGUGGCUGGACCGCCGGCUGGAACGGAUGGCGACGACGACGACAGAGAGAAGCGAAAGGGUGGUAAUAGCACGAGUGUGGCAUGA
Messenger RNA from Grosmannia clavigera kw1407, 2958 nucleotides. Its product is annotated as acid phosphatase. Bases 1 to 2958 code for a protein of 985 amino acids. Lineage: Eukaryota; Fungi; Ascomycota; Sordariomycetes; Ophiostomatales; Ophiostomataceae. The transcript is spliced from 4 exons. Gene Ontology annotation, molecular function: hydrolase activity. The record is from RefSeq and is a predicted model, not a curated record.